AACAACGACCCUUUUUCUUCUCCUACUCCGACUGCCAGUCGAAAAGCAGAUACCACCAUGUCAAAGGAAGUCUUUGACCCGUUCACUCAGAACGUUACUUUCUUCGCUCCCGAUGGAAAGACGGAAAUCAGCAUCCCUGUAGCUGCCAUUGACCAGGUGCGCCGCAUGAUGGUCAACACCACCAUCAACUAUGCUACACAGCUCGGAGCCUGUCUUAUCAUGCUGGUCGUGCUCCUAGUCAUGGUCCCCAAGGAAAAGUUCCGCAGGCCUUUCAUGAUCCUCCAGAUUACCAGUCUUGUCAUUUCCUGCUGUCGAAUGCUAUUGCUCAGCAUCUUUCACUCAUCGCAAUUCCUCGACUUUUACGUCUUCUGGGGCGAUGACCACAGUCGCAUCCCGCGCAGCGCUUACGCUCCCUCGGUGGCUGGCAACACCAUGUCGCUCUGUCUCGUCAUCUCGGUUGAGACAAUGCUUAUGAGCCAGGCCUGGACAAUGGUCCGACUGUGGCCCAAUGUGUGGAAGUACAUCAUCGCCGGCGUCUCACUCAUUGUGUCCAUCAUGGCUAUCAGUGUCCGACUCGCAUACACCAUCAUUCAGAACAAUGCAGUUCUCAAGCUGGAGCCGGCGUUUCACAUGUUUUGGCUCAUUAAGUGGACAGUCAUCAUGAACGUCGCCUCCAUCUCGUGGUGGUGUGCUAUCUUCAACAUCAAGCUCGUCUGGCAUCUCAUUUCGAACCGUGGCAUUCUCCCGUCUUACAAGACUUUUACCCCAAUGGAAGUUCUCAUCAUGACCAACGGCAUCUUGAUGAUUAUUCCAGUUAUUUUUGCUUCACUCGAAUGGGCUCACUUUGUCAACUUUGAAUCAGCAUCUCUGACACUUACCUCUGUCGCUGUGAUUCUCCCCCUCGGCACUCUCGCCGCCCAGCGCAUCGCCAGCAGCGCACCCAGCAGCGCCAACUCGACCGGCGCUUCAAGCGGGAUCCGUUACGGCGUCAGCGGGCCCAGCUCCUUCACAGGCUUCAAGGCACCCAGUUUCAGCACCGGCACCACCGACAGACCUCACGUCUCGAUCUACGCCCGGUGCGAGGCGGGCACGUCAUCUCGCGAGCACAUUAACCCUCAAGGUGUGGAACUCGCCAAGCUGGACCCUGAAACUGAUCACCACGUUCGUGUGGAUAGAGCCUUUCUUCAGCGCGAGGAGCGAAUCCGGGCUCCUCUUUAAGCGGUGUACAACAAUUACUUGCUUCCCUUUUCACUCAUCAAAAGUCGUAUUUCGGAGUUAAGCAUUCUACAAGUUUCGAUCAAUGACCUCGAAUCAAAAACACCAACAUCUAGCGUGGCGUAUCGGCAGAUCCUCAGUUACACAUUGUUUUCGUUUCUUUCCAUGGCGAACCGCCUCGAUACCCCAAAUAGGCCAUUGAUGCUCGAGAUGACUCGCAUCUUAUCUUACUUUCAUUACCCAAUUUAUUGCUGGCUCGCAUGGUCUCAAACCGAGGAAAUACUUUUCAUGUUAUUGCUUUUUUUUUCCUUUAGUCAAAAGAUAGUCUAGCGCUCAAGCGCACCGUAACGAUGAAUAAUACA
Molecule: messenger RNA, 1577 nt
Organism: Fusarium graminearum PH-1
Lineage: Eukaryota; Fungi; Ascomycota; Sordariomycetes; Hypocreales; Nectriaceae
Exons: 2
Coding region: 58-1218 (386 amino acids)
Biological process (GO): G protein-coupled receptor signaling pathway
Cellular component (GO): membrane; G protein-coupled receptor homodimeric complex
Molecular function (GO): pheromone binding; mating-type factor pheromone receptor activity
Source: RefSeq, a predicted model, not a curated record